Messenger RNA from Teleopsis dalmanni, 1274 nucleotides. RefSeq names its product putative nuclease HARBI1. Bases 211 to 1215 code for a protein of 334 amino acids. Lineage: Eukaryota; Metazoa; Arthropoda; Insecta; Diptera; Diopsidae. The record is from RefSeq and is a predicted model, not a curated record. The transcript has 2 exons.
UAGAUAAAUUUCGAUAAUUUAAUUGCGUUUAGUGUAAAUUUAUUACUGUAUAUAUUGUAUUAUCUUAUAUGGAAAUGGAUAAUGUAAAUAAUAAAUUAAAUACUGUAUUGGGACUAUUUAUGAACAUAAUUAGUUUAAACAACCGACGCAAGUUGAUUGCAAAGCGUUUGGAAAGUAAAUAUCCACAGAAUUCUGAUUUUUCAGCGCAGAAUGUUAUGCCAGGGUGGAUAUUCUUCCAAAAUAUUUAAGUUAGUUAUGCAAAAAGAUAAUGCGACUGUACGAAAAUAUUUAAGGCUUACAGUAACUGCAUUAGAGAGUGUAUUUAAUUAUUCUAAACAGUUUCUAAAAACUGAGAAGGGCUGGAGCUGCUAUUUCAAUAUUACUGUGUUUCUGUAUUGGCUUGGCUGUGGAGCAAGCUACCGAGUAACAGGAGCUUCAUUUGAAAUAUCCAGAUACACGGUGCGAGAUAUUGUACAUAAAUGCUUAAAAGGUUUCCUUACAUUUAAAUCUUCUGUUAUCAAAUAUCCAAUGGAAAGUGAGUUUCCCGAAAUUUCAAGACAAUUCAAUCAACUAGCUGGUAGUACAAUUUUCGAUCGUGCAUUAGGUGUAAUAGAUGGAACACAUAUACCUAUAGCUGUGCCUACACGACUUCGGGACGAAUAUAUGAACCGAAAGUCUUUUACAUCUCUUAAUUUGCAAGCUGUGUGUUCUAGUACAAAUAAAUUUUUAUCUAUUUGCGUUGGUUUCCCAGGGUCUAUGCCUGAUGAAGCGGUUUUAUAUAACAGUGAGUUAUUCAAUACACAUAGUUUUCCACCUGCAGGUUACUACCUAUUAGGUGAUAAUGCGUAUUCUUGUCGAGCUAGUCCAAUAGGCAUUUUGACACCAUAUAAAAGAUUGCAACCGUUAACAGCAAGACAAAAAAAAUUUAACGAGCUCCACAGCAAGGCCCGUUCCAUUAUUGAAAAUACAUUUGGUACGUUAAAACUACGUUGGCGGUCGAUUUUCGAUAAUGUACUUAGGUUAAAAGUCGAACAUUGUAUUCAAACAAUAGCUGUAGCAUGUGUAAUGCAUAAUAUAUGUCUGAAUGAUGGAUUUGAAAUUGAUGAAAAACACAAUAUCUCAGAGGACUUGAAAUAUGAAGAAGUUCUGAUUGAAGACGAAAACAUUGCUGCUGCAGUUAUGCGCGAUGAAAUUGCAAACAACAUUCGCCUGUAAUUAAUAGCAGAAUCUUUUCAUUUAUAAAUUAUAGAUUAUAUAAAUAUAGUAGUCAAAAA